GAGCUCAGAGAUUAAGGGGUUUGUCUGCACCGCCAGCAACAAGGAUUGCUCACAGUUCGUAACUUGCCAAAGAGGAAGGAUGAUUCAGUUUUUUUUCAACUUUUGCAGCUAACACAGAUCUGACUUUGUUGCAAAACAAGAAGUGGAUAACCUGUUUUUUUUCCUUUUGUUCAUCUGCUGGUGUAGGACAGGUAGAACAAAGUGUGGGGAGAAAGUGGCUGUGUGAGUCUGCAGAGUAAAGGAGCCAUGUGGAUGCAGGUGCCAGCAAGGCUUUGCUCUAACUUCUUUGAAGUUUUUUUCCCGUGUCAAAGGUGAAGGAUUAUGCUUGGCAUAGGAAUUUAGUCUUCCACUGAAUGACUUCAUGAGCUGAAUCUCAACAACUUCCAGGCAGAAUGUGAACAUUUGCCCAUGUUAUGCGCUGGUAUUCACGAGUCAAUAAGGAUGUUUGAGUGAGGUGCCAUGCUAUUCUUCAGCAGUGGGGCGGUGGACGCGACCCUAAGGAGUACAGCUAUUGACCCACUGCGGCAGGGGAAAACCAUUUACCACAUCUCUGUAAUCCUGAACGAAACACCAGAUGAUGCGCCGGUGUCAGUGCUUGGAAUGGGCCGGGUCACCCACACCCUGGCGGAGAAUUGCCUGCCAAGAGGAGAGAUAAUUAGUGUAGUACCAAUGGAGAACAGCCCCAGGCUGGGCAGGGCACGACAGGAGCUCAACAAGUGGCCCUCCCUGAGCCGUACAGGUAAGGCUGGGAGGCAAAGAGAGGAGGUGGUUGUGGAGGAGAAUGAGGAGGAGCUGGAGGAGGUGGAGGGAAAAAUGAGGACUGACAGGUUUUUGAAACAACCCUCAAAGAACUCAGGUAAACCCACACAGCAAGGCAGAGACGUGGCAGACUUCGCUGCUCGGACAGACACGCAGGAGCAACACAAUCGGAGCACAUCGCACUCUGUCCAUGCCAAAGGGCCUGUCUUUGGGGAACAUGGCACUGUUGCAGGACACCGCUCUCUGCCGCGGGCCGUGUUGCGAAGGCCACGUCAGGAUGAGGCUCCGCUCAGCAGGAGAACGGUGAGCAUGUAUGGCGAUCCACUCAAGCAGCAAAGAGAUUCGCAACCCGAACAAGAAAGACUGCUGCGGAGGCCCAGGAGCGUUUGCAUGCUGGCAGGCCCGGGCCCAAUCCUUUUGGCACCCCAGACCCAGCAACCCCAUGGCAUUUCAGAAAACAACCAGCAGUACCGGAGCAGGAAGGCUGAGUUGAGGGCAGUGGAUGGCCUCAAUCCUGUCAGUGUGGCUCAGCGGCCUUCGGUCACUGUGGAGGUGACCCCCAGGGUCCGCCAGAGGAACUGGAUGCCCAGGCCUGUCAGUAUGACAGUACUGGAGCUAAGAAAGAGGGGGUCUGAUGAUGAGAUUGACAGCCAUAGGAGCUGCAGCCGUGAUGGUGGUUUUCUCAAAGGGGGCUUCCGUUGGAGGCUAUUUGGUAAAGCACCUCAAGAUAAGAACAAGGAGAAGGAAAGUGACAAAGAUGCAAAUCCUUCUCCCAAAUCCAGCAAAACUGAUGCUCCAAAAAGUACACUGAACACUUUGAGACGGAGCCUCAGUCUGCGGAUCAGGAGGACUCGGCCCCGGGACAAGGUUAUUUUAGGGUCUGAGGGGGAGUCAAAGGAGUGCUCUCGGACUAAAUGUACAGCUGAGGAGACAUCAAUGCCUCCUCGACCUUUCUCGUACCUCACAGGGAGAACACUUCCAACUUCUAGUGAGCAGGUGGAGGAUGGGGGCAUUCAGUACAUUCAGUACCACAGCAGAGGAAAGGUAAAGGUCAUGGAGGUACCCCUCUGUCCAACAAAACUGUCCUCCAAACCAGUUCAGGAAGAACCAAGCUUAUGGCAGCUCAUAGCCAACCGUUUCAGGAGGAAAGAGCAGCCACAGAGUGGCAAAUGUGAAUCUCAGCUACCCCAGAGCACAAACACCGGCCAAAACCCCCUGGCAGGGAAUAAUAAGUCGCAGCCAGUCACCAUAGAGACUCCUGUAAGCAUUGACUCCCACAAAGGUCAAGACUCUUUCGUCAACAGCCAGGAAUGGACAUUGAGUCGGUCGGUGCCAGAGCUGAAAGUGGGCAUUGUGGGGAAUCUGUCCAGUGGGAAGUCUGCCCUGGUGCACCGGUACUUGACGGGCACAUAUGUGCAGGAGGAGUCUCCUGAAGGUGGACGGUUCAAGAAAGAAAUUGUUGUGGAUGGACAGAGCUACCUUCUUCUCAUCCGAGAUGAGGGAGGGCCUCCAGAACUGCAGUUUGCCGCCUGGGUGGAUGCGGUGGUUUUUGUCUUUAGCCUGGAAGAUGAGAUCAGCUUCCAGACGGUCUACAAUUACUUUCUGCGCCUCUCGAGCUACAGGAACACAGCUGAGGUCCCCAUGGUCCUCGUCGGAACACAAGAUGCCAUCAGUGCCGCCAACCCCAGAGUGAUCGAUGACUCUCGGGCCAGAAAGUUGUCAAACGACCUGAAGCGCUGCACGUACUAUGAGACCUGCUCCACCUAUGGCCUGAAUGUGGAGAGAGUCUUCCAGGACGUUGCCCAGAAGGUUGUGGCCAUGAGGAAAAAGCAGCAGCUCUCUAUUGGUCCAUGCAAAUCUCUCCCUAACUCUCCCAGCCACUCAUCAGUCCCCGCUGCAUCCAUCCCCUCUGUUCACAUCAACCAGGCAGCCAAUGGUGGGGGUGCGUUCAGUGACUACUCCUCCUCCGUUCCCUCCACCCCCAGCAUAAGUCAGCGGGAGAUGCGCAUUGAGACCAUAGCUGCCUCCAACACGCCCACGCCCAUCCGCAAGCAGUCGAAGCGCCGCUCCAACAUUUUCACAUCACGGAAAGCCAGUGAACAGGCAAAGAGCGUUGACAGUAAAACAGACAGCAUAGGCAGUGGAAGGGCCAUACCUAUCAAACAGGGAAUCCUUCUGAAGCGAAGUGGCAAAUCCCUCAACAAGGAGUGGAAAAAGAAAUAUGUCACACUGUGUGAUAACGGCGUCCUCACUUACCACCCCAGCUUACACGACUACAUGCAGAACGUGCAUGGGAAAGAGAUUGACUUGCUGAGGACCACAGUCAAGGUUCCCGGGAAGCGACCGCCCAGAGCCGUGGCCACCGUCGCCCCCACUGCGAGUCCCAAGACCAACGGGCUGACCAAGGACCGCAGCACCUUGCAGCUGGGCAUAGGAAACACAGGCGCUCCCCACUCCAACAGCAGCACAUCCCUCCAGACGGGCGGCUCGGUGUUCGGCGGCAGUAAAGACGGCAUGCAUCAGCGCUCCUUCUCCGUGUCCAGCGCCGACCAGUGGAAUGAAGCCAUCAACACCAGCACAAGCAGCGGCGCCCCCAAUGGGAUGAGCGAUCCAGCGAGUACCAGUGUGGGCAGCGCGACGAGUCCUAAACUUGAGCCGCCUCCUUCGCCUCAUGCAAACCGCAAGAAGCACAGACGGAAAAAGAGCACGGGCAUCACCAAGCCAGACGGCUUUUCUGCGGGCAAUGAAGAGCAAGAGGAUUCCUUUGAGUUCAUCAUUGUGUCGUUGACGGGUCAGACGUGGAACUUUGAAGCAUCCACGUAUGAGGAGAGGGAGCUGUGGGUCCAGGCGAUCGAGAGCCAGAUCUUUGCCAGCCUGCAGUCCUGCGAGAGCAUAAAAAACAAGUCACGGUUAGGCAGCCAAAGUGAUGCAAUGGCCAUUCAGUCCAUACGAAACGUGAGGGGGAACAGCUUCUGUGUGGACUGUGAUGCACCCAACCCAGACUGGGCCAGUUUGAACCUGGGCGCCUUGAUGUGCAUCGAGUGCUCCGGCAUCCACAGGAACCUGGGCACCCACCUGUCCCGCGUCCGCUCCCUGGACCUGGACGACUGGCCCGUGGAGCUCAGCAUGGUGAUGACCGCCAUCGGAAACGCGAUGGCCAACAGCGUGUGGGAGGGCGCGCUGGAGGGCUACAACAAGCCGGGGAGCGACAGCACCAGGGAGGAGAAGGAGCGCUGGAUCCGAGCCAAGUACGAGCAGAAGCUGUUCCUGGUGGGGCUGCCCCAGUCCGACGUGCCCCUGGGGCAGCAGCUGCUUCGGGCGGUGGUGGAGGACGACCUGAGGCUGGUGGUGCUGCUGCUGGCCCACGGCACCAAGGAGGAGGUUAACGAGACCUACGGGGACGGAGACGGUCGGACCGCUCUGCACCUGUCCUGCGCCAUGGCAAACGUGGUGAUCACGCAGCUGCUCAUCUGGUACGGUGUGGAUGUGAAGAGUCGCGACGCUCGCGGCCAGACACCGCUGUCCUACGCUCGGCGAGCUGGCAGCCAGGAGUGCGCAGACAUCCUCCUUCAGCACGGUUGCCCCAACGAUACGAGCACCCUCACCUCGGUGCCCACGCCCAACAUGAGCCGCCGCAACCCCAACCCGAACAUCAACAACAACAACGCCCAGUGUGAGCUCAACCGCAGUAUCAGCAUCAUGUAGGAGCGGGAGAGCGGCCGCGAGCAGACAUUUAAAAAAAACCACCCCUGUCUCUUUCCAGUACUUCCUCCUGUUUCACACUGUGUAACCCAGAAUCAGCAGCGAUGGAGAGAUAUUAGGAGUUUGUGGACUCAUUGUUGAUAUUCCACUACACUGAACGAAGUGGAUUUGCGAGGUUCGGACAUUGUACAUUGUUUUUGUUUUUAUAUAAGUGUUUUUUAAAGUGUUUUGUUUGUUGAAUUCAUUCAAUCGUGGUCUGAAAGGACCAUGAUCAGCUUUAAGCUUUAUGUUUUUUAAGCGUCAACCAAACAAAUGACUUACUUUGGCAUUCAUACCUACCCUACGAAAAGCAUUUCCUUAAUGCUUGAACAUUUCCUUUUUAUGUCUUCCCCCUUCUGCAGCGUGAACUGAUUUUAUAAUGAGCGUAAAUGAGAAACUUCCUCCAAAUUUUCAAGCCCGGGCAUAAUAACUUGAAACUGUGAGGAAUAAUUUUUUGAAGUGACAAAACACUGAUGCGGCAAGGAAACUAAAUCUUCCGUGAUAUCAAUGGCUGUUGCAGCUUCAGUAAUGAUGCAUGGGCUUCAACACAGCAAUCAAGCUCUUGACAUACUAUUCAUAUACAAAGGCAAAGCAAUAAUAGCUAAAGAGUCCAAACGGUUGAGAUAUUUAAAGAGUUUGAAAUAUCAUAAAGAAGUUGAUUGCAGAAUUCCUUUGGGCUGAAAGUGAGUCUUUUCCUCCGCCACCCUUAUCAUGAUCCUCCAGUAAAAAUGUCCAUGACUAUAAAGGAAUUAAGGGGGACAAUGUUUUAUGACCAUUGAGCCACACACGGCUUUGUGAGUGGGCCUCUUCAAUCAGAAUAUAUUCAAACUCAAGAGUUCGAUUGAAACAGUGAAAUUGCACCAUUAUCAUGUCUUUGUUGGAGUAACUUUUUUUCCGAUUGACUAGAUUGUGUUGAUAAUUGUUUGACAGAUUCAUGCAAUUUCAAACAAUAGGCUUGCGUACUGGAAUAUCCACUCACCUCCUCUGGCCAAAGGCUGUAAAACCGGUACUCUAGAGUGCAUUUUCCUCUAUUAUUGCUGUGAAAUACAUAUGUGGUGGUACUGUGUGUGUACGUUCGUGCAUACUGUACGAUUUCGUGUGUGCUUGCGUCUUCGUCUGUGACCGUGUGCAGCAGAGAGCGACCGGACAUUUCCCGUUCGUAUGCAAUGGAGGGAAGGCAAGCGGCUACAGUGGAGAUGUGGGAACAUAACUGUGUUUUAAUGUACAGACCUCUGUAAAAAAAAAGAAAAAAAAAAAAAGUAGUGUUUGUUCCAUUGCCUCAUUCCUUUAAGAACAGUUUUGACUUACUCUGACUUUUAGAGUCACUGAAAUCUUUCUUAAGUUAACGCAAUUGCAUUCGAGCGACUGAAAUUAGAGUGUAGGGAUUAGAAUAAGCAAGGAGGUUCACGGAGGGAAGUAAUUAGUUUGACCCUCUUUGCAUCAGUACAAAUGUACAGUAUUCCACAGACACGAUAAGCCCAUUUAUUUAGUAAAUAGGACUUGGGUACCUCCUUGGUACCGGGCAACGAAUUCAGGUGGUGUUGGCAAAAUGUCUACAGUGUAUUUUUUCCCCAUUUAUUCAACUGCCAUUUUAAAGGUUUUUAAACCUUCUUGAUUUUUAUGGGUUUACAAAGGCGGGAUGUAUGUUUACAGAGCAAGUUUCUAACUUGGUACCAUAAAUGUGUAUUCUUUUUUUGUUGUUGCUUUACAGUGUUUUUGUUUUCCACCUCCAAAUGAAAAAUGAAUAAACCUGAUCAACGUGGACAUUGUGAAUCCAGAAGAUGGCAAAAAUGUUAAUCCAAGGAAUUUUGGGAAAUAAACUUAUUUGCUAUUCUAUUCUAAUGGUAAGCAAGGCACCAUGUAGCUCCCUCUAAAAUUACAAUACUAGAUUUUUUUCAAUGCAUUCAGCAAGCAAGAUCUAUCAUCAUAAUAAAAAAAUUUCCCUGUGAAUAAGCGUAUUUCCCAAGAUGUCAAACUUCCCUCUUCAGAAGUAUACCGGAUAUACUGUACCUUCACUGUACUGUGCUACGGGCCUUAUUUCUGAUCUUUACUUGACCGAUUUAUUUCAUCGUUGGAGGAGAUUACUGAGAGGAGUUUUUGAAUUGCACAGUGAUGACUGAACCUUCAUUUACAUACUGUAGAUGCUGAAAGAACACGAGAAACUGCCUGUGUUUCCCCCCAAAACUCAAAAUGAAGUGUACAUAUUAGCUCCAUGCCUUUAGACAAGCUCCUCGAGAAACAAACUGAACUGUUUUUUUCUUUUGGUCCUCUUGACCCAUGAACCCUACUUUAACGUGUUGCAUUUGUUUCUCCUUAGACAUAUUUUGAAGGUACUUUUGUUUGGUCUCAACAUAAAAACUGACCACCUUUGGUACUUGUGUAUAAUGAUGUACAUUUGACAUAUUUAUAAUGCAGUAUGUAAAUAUCUUUUUUUUUUUCUUUUUUUGGUUCCGUUUUUGGUUUUGUUCCAAGUCAAUUUUUUUCCUAUUGUAAUUCCUUUUACGUUCAGAACGUGAAACAAAGCAGAAGCUAAAGAGUAACUUGUUGUACGCUUGGAUGCUUGGCUGACUGUUGACCUAUUAAUAAACACUCAACGAUGUAGCCUUCCCUGGAUUUAGGGAAAUCGA
This is a messenger RNA of Scophthalmus maximus (turbot), 7127 nucleotides long. It is a transcript of the gene agap3, whose product is annotated as ArfGAP with GTPase domain, ankyrin repeat and PH domain 3. Gene Ontology annotation, cellular component: nucleus. NCBI's taxonomy places the organism in Eukaryota, Metazoa, Chordata, Actinopteri, Pleuronectiformes, Scophthalmidae. The record is from RefSeq and is a predicted model, not a curated record. Gene Ontology annotation, molecular function: GTP binding; GTPase activator activity; GTPase activity. The transcript is spliced from 18 exons. The coding region runs from base 460 to 4464 and encodes 1334 amino acids.